This is a messenger RNA of Aaosphaeria arxii CBS 175.79, 3108 nucleotides long. Its product is annotated as KAR9-domain-containing protein. The transcript has a single exon. The record is from RefSeq and is a predicted model, not a curated record. Gene Ontology annotation, cellular component: cell cortex; spindle pole body; mating projection tip. Gene Ontology annotation, biological process: nuclear migration along microtubule; establishment of spindle localization; mitotic spindle orientation checkpoint signaling. The annotation marks the transcript as partial. NCBI's taxonomy places the organism in Eukaryota, Fungi, Ascomycota, Dothideomycetes, Pleosporales.
CCCUCCUCCGUCGCUGCCUCCGCCGCCACCAAAUUCUCUCCCCCUCCGCGAUCCAUCCAACAGCACAACCCCCCGCGCGAAGGACCCCCCAGGGUUGUUAGGAAAAACGUGUCCCCGGGCCUUCUGGCCCGCAUGAAAUUUCUGAACCAGAACCAGGACACCGCCCGAUACGACCCCCAGAUUGGCCGAAUCUCCGAGGACAAGAUCCGCGAGCUCGACGAGUUCCACCGCGACCGCAGCGUCAACGUCGAACGGCGAGGAACAGCCUGGAGCGGCAUCGGUCCCGCGCCCUACCCAGGCAGCCAGGACGGCACGCCGCUGAUACCGCAACACACGGGCGAGAGCGUCCCGGCGUUUGUCAUGGACCAGAGCCCGCCGCCCGGCUUCGAGAGCGACAGGAGCAGCUUCGUGAGCACGAGCGAUAGAGUCCUGCCAUCCGAUUCGGAGGCCAGCGUGCUCGGCGAGGAUACGCAGAAAUAUCGUCUCCCUGACAUCUCGCGCUCCAAGAGCCUCGGCCAGGCCAUCGACGAGACUGCUUCUUCUACUGAGACGGAGCUCACUCGCGCCCCAACUCCGCCGCCAAAGGAUACACCACCACUACCACAGCCCACUCCGCCGCCGGUGCAGGCGCCUCCAAAACCUGCAGAGCCUGAGCCAAAGUCGGAGCCAGAAUUAGCACCAGAGCCAACGCCAGUACCACAGUCGGCGCCGCAGCCAGAGGCAAAGGAGGAGGUUUCCGUGUUGGACGAUAACGAUGGCAUUGAUGUCGCGGCAUACUUCCACCGCAGGCAAUUCUCCAGGGCCAAUUCGAUCUACACACUGUCAAGGGCCAGCUUCACCAAUCAGCUGCAGCAGCUAACGUCGAUAACCCUUCCCCCGGCCGCGUCCCUCUCGUCCAGCAUCUCUGCUAUUCCCACCUCGACGGCCGCCGGUCGGGCGUUGCACGAUGCUGCGAAUCAAAUCAAGCUGUGGAUGGCCAAGGCCACUGAGGUAUUGAACGGUCUGGAUGCUGAAGACGAUGUGGAAUGGGCGGCAGCAGCUGGCAGAGAAGGACUGGCAGAGGUCGACGUCGCCAUUGGAAAGUUCGAGGGCCUGGUCACCGUAUACAUCACUGCCAUUGAGGACUUGCAAUCGCGCCCUGACAUAGCGGCGCUUCCUGCAAAGGAUUUAGUACGACUUGUCACCCAGAUGGAAGAGGUGGUCGCCGGUUGGACGCAGAUCAAGAAAACUCUGAAGGACAUCAAGAGACAGGUCGAAAUCGCCAUGGAGUGGGAAGAGCUGUGGAACUCGGUUCUGGGAGAGAUUGGUCAAGAGGUGGAGAACCUGAGCAGAUUGGUCUUUGAGAUGGAAGAACGGCGCCACCGUGCCAUCUCCGACUCUGUCGCCGAGUCGGCAGAGAAGUUCGACAUCGCCGAACUCGAGACGAUCGUGGAGGAAACUCCUCGCCAUCCCGUCAAGGACAACAAAUUCGGUCUCCCCCCUCCGCCCGCGAUCCUAUCACCAACCUCUCCCAUUCCCCAGAUUGAGCAAGAGAACUCGCGCCUGCUCGCUCUGUUCGCCAAGCUACAGCCACUCCGUGCCUCCCUCGAUUUCCUGCCGAUGCGCCUGUCCUCCUUCCACCUCCGUGCUAGCAAGAUCUUCCCUUCCGCCUGUGAUGAACUGAUGAGGAGAAAGGAUGUCUUGGAGAAGCUAGAGAAGAAAUUGGAGGCAGACGCCGAUGCAUUGCGGGAAGAGCUCGGUGAGGAUAAGUGGGUGCACAGUUUCCGCCAGGCAGGCAGCAAGGCGGUAGCGAUGUAUGAUUCUCUGAUGAAGAGUAUCCAGCGACUGCGGCAGGCUAUCGACGACAAUGACGAAGAGAAGUUGAGCUCGCGCAUCGCCACGUACAAAGACAAGAGGGAGCACUACCCUCCGUCCAUGAAGCGCGUCUUGGAACUGAUCGACAUUGAGAUGAAGCAUCGUUCGACCGUAAAUGGAGAGAUUCUGCGAAUCCAAGAGGACGUCCGACAGAAAAUGGUCGACCAGGAAAGCGAGAUCAAGGAAAUGAAUAUGAUUCUGGACGAGUUCACCGCCACCCGCAAGCUCCGCGAUUCCGUCUCCACAGUCAUUUCCACCCGUACCGAGGCAUCGAUUGCUGGCUCCCUGCUCGACACCCCCAACAGCUCACCAGCAUCUUCUGUCAUCCUGACGGGUCGCAAGAGUGGCGAAUAUGGGACCACCACGCCGGUCGGGAAGAAGUCGCGGCAGCCGAGUGCGUCAAGCUCGAGGUCAUCGAUCCCAAGCAGCCGCCGACACUCCGCUCUACCGACCUCCAGCAGCGUCCCCCGGAAGGCAAUGACCACCUCUCGUUUGGAGCAUUUCUCUACCACACCUUCUCGAGCCAUGUCCGGCACCCUUUCCAGCCAGAUGCGCUCAGUUACCCCAACGGACAAGAGACCGUUGGUCAAGCCGCCGUGGAAUCCUAGUGUGAACAUGCGGGACACGAUCGUAGGACACAACUUCAAGCCAAACUCUUUGACCACCCCUUCGCCCCAUCGGAGUGGGACACCAAACUCGUCUCGAUCUCUGAGGAGCGUUUCGAGCCAUUCUUCGAUUCCAGUUCGCAGCCCCCUCAGCCGUUCCUCGGCUGCCCUGUCCCCUCCUCCACAUGGUGCCAGACCUGCAUCAACGACUCCAGCGCAGUCUGCUAUGAAACGUCCCACGGCAAGCACGAUUCAAUCGCCCUCGACUCCCGCCCGUGGCAAGACCCCAGGCAGGUCCACUCCGGCCUCGUCAUCUCGGCUAUCGAUUAGCACACCGACGUCGGCGCGUCAAGUGGCACAUCAGGAUGGCGAGGAUGCAAAUGAGGAUAGUCCCAGUGUCCGUCGCCAGAGCCGUCCACCGAGUGCUGCCAACAGCCGCCGUGUCAGCCUACUUCCAACCCCACAACAACAACGCACCACCACUACCCCGCCGAAGCCAACCUCCGCUCGAACCCACAGCCGGCUCGGCAGCAUAGAUGAAGGACGCAAGAGCCGCCAAAGCAGGCCGAGUCUUGAGGCCGGGCGCCUGAGCAGAAUUGGAGGGCGCAUUUCCAGUCUCGGACAAACCGACGACAAACCCAAAUGGCGG